Molecule: messenger RNA, 2731 nt
Organism: Ochlerotatus camptorhynchus
Lineage: Eukaryota; Metazoa; Arthropoda; Insecta; Diptera; Culicidae
Product: splicing factor, proline- and glutamine-rich-like
Exons: 4
Coding region: 1838-2731 (297 amino acids)
Source: RefSeq, a predicted model, not a curated record
GUUCAAAACAAUUCCGCAUAAAAUCUCCGAGCAGGCUACUUCGAAUGCAUCUCAAGUAGGAUCAUUAAACUGCUAUCGUAACGUUCCGAUCUCUUCCCCCCACCCCUGCCGUGCCUUCUACCGCAACGCUCAUUACAUUACACCAAGCUUCUCCAUCCAUCCAUCCAUCCGUAUCAAAUCCGUAGCUCGUAAAAAAAAAACUUUCUCCGCACUACCGCACCCCAACCCAUUUGAUGACCUGCGAAAUGACCGACCGCAUCGCAUUCGGCUUUCCCAGGGCCACUCCAGUAUGACCUCCCGUGCUUAUCCUAGUUUCACGUUUAUCGCAUUCUGCCUUGUACCCGCUGCUUCUAUACGGCGGCGGUGGCUGUCAGCCACUUUGCUUUGACAGACCCACACACUCUCGCUCGCUCUCCCUCGCUGCAGGAGUCUGCGCCGUACGGGAUCUCCUGGGAGAGAAAUAGAGGAACCUUGUGACGUAAAAGCAGCUGACAGUUGGGACGGGUGUCCUGUCAGAAUUGUGUGCCAAAGGGCGCUUGCGCGGGUCCUUUCAUCGCAUAAGGACCUCUGAUGGUCGGUUCCGGAACCCGAUUUUGACACUCUGACUGGCCAGGAUACGGCCGAGCCCUGACUGACGACACGAGAGUAUGCCAAUUGACUCAUUGCAUUCUCCCGGAGUAGAGGUUCGCUUCACGUCAGCCAGCCAACCAACGAACCAACCAACCAACCAGCCAUCCUCAGAGUCAGACUGCUGGGAACCCGUUCCGUGUGAAUCCGUCGGGCGUGCGAGUGUGGGAGGUUCCUUUUCGGUGUGACCGUGAAAUCCGGUCGUUUCGUGAGUGAAGUGCACACAACAAAGGAUUCCUGUUUUGCUACAUCCUGAAGGACUGCGACCUCGUUCUUAACCUGCCUUGCGUUCUUUCCUUUUUUCCAACAUUGUUUGCUGGAAAACCACCACCCUUGAAAAAACGUGAAGUAUUGUGAUUGCUCCGGGCCACAACCAGGAACCAGUGUCGGGAAAAAUUCCAACAGAGUGUACAAAGGGGAGAAUAAUAGUGCACCGGAGACGGGAGGGCAAAGGAAGAGGCUAUAGAAGUUCCUCAAUUCCUCUGUUGUGCACCACUGCAGUGAGGCGAGUUGAGCUUGAUCCCCACCCCAAUCCGUGUUUUCAAACGUCGAAGGAAAAAAAAUAAGAAGAAAAGUGAGCCUAAUAAGCGAAGAUCCGGAAGAUCUGAUUCGAAUCCAAGUUGGCAAAUUAAGAGUCAGCAGCAGUGGUUGGGCGAAAACCGAAGCAGGCUGCUGCUGCUGUGCUGUGAGGCCGAAGAGGAGGAAAGAAAGCGAGUGACGUGAUUUUUGCCACUAGGCUCUCGCACGGAAGCGGACCAGUAGGCUGUGGAAAAUUCGCGUGUUUGUUUGCUAGUGUGUAUAUGUGUAUGUGUGUGUGUUUGUGUGCGCGCCCGUGAGAGUCGUGUUUUAAGGCCAACAUCAACCUCGCGUUUGAAUUUAGCUGCAGAAGCUGUAGAGGGAAAAAAAAAUAAUAAAGAUUGGUGGCACACAAGUGUUCGCAAGUUUGGUGAGCCCUAUAAUAUAAACGAGAGGAGGAUUCGAGCCGAGGAAAAUCAACACCGGCAGAAAGGCGAAACAGUUGUUCGCAGUGCUAUAAUAGAAGAGAAUAAAAUAAGUGCAGACUGAUAGUAAAGUUUGUUAGCCUUCCAAGUAUAAGAAGUAACGCGAUAAAGUGCGAAGAGAAGUUUUCCAGUAAAAGUAAAAUUUGAAGUUAAGGUGCUCUUGGGUGUGCGUGUUCAUCGCGAGAGAUAGCGAGAGAAAAGUUCGCGUCAUGGCUUGGGGAUACUGGAGUGCAACGGCCGUCGAUCGGGGUCGGUCCCCGCGGCGGAACACCCAACAGCAACAGUAUCCCUAUCAGAAUCAAAACUACCAACAGUACAGCCUGGCACAAUCGCAGCACCAGCAGUCGACGCAAUGCCUGAACAGUUGUCCACAGGUGGCGGAACCUCCGCCACCGGUGCCACCGCAGCAACAACCCCUACCACAACCACAGCUACAACAGCAGCAACAACAACAACCGCAACAGCAAGUUUGCAGCAGUCCGUGCCACAGUCCCUGUCAUAGCCCUCAGUUCAUCGAGCAGAUUCCACCGGAUUUGCCCUGCACUCCGAUUUGCACGUACUCACGUAGACAGUCACUUGAUAGUCCACAGGCCAAUCAACUAACGGAUAUUAUCUGCCGAGCGGCGCAGCCUUCGAUCCAAUCGGCGGGCAAUACUUUGACGCGGGGAACCUCGCUUCGUGAUACCGGUGACUAUGCGGUGCCUCAUCCCCAUCCCCACACGCACCACUACAUGACCACGUCCGAUACGCCGCGGACCCUCAGUCGGGUGGGUUCGUGUCCGGGAUCGACGGGCGGAUCCGGAUCGGCCCACGGGUCCGGGUCCGGUUCCAGCCCCGGUGGAGGUCCUGGGAGUGGUGGCGGCGGUGGAGGACGGGACAGCAUCAUUGGCAGCAGUAUGGGCAUCUGCGGGGUUGGCAUACUUGGGGGAAGCAUCCUUGGGGGCAGCAUCCUAGGGGGUAGCCAAGGGGCGGGGCUGGAGUACGUGGAGUGUUCCCAUUACGAUCGGAUGCCGUUGCCGAUACCGGUGAAGAUACCGAUGGUGCCACCACCGCAGCUGCACUCGGAGGAGGAGAUCGAGCCGGCCUAUGCGACAGGUAUGUGA